AUGAAGGUCCUCUCCCUGGGUGAAUUCUUCUGGCCGUGUAUUCUGUUUAUGAUUCUGUUAGUACUUCGUUUUCAAGAACCUCCCAGACCUAGAGACAAUUGUUAUUUGCAACCCCGGGAUCUGCCCAGCCGGGGCGUUUUCCCCUUUGUCCAAGGCCUUCUUUGCAACACUGGGUCUAGGUGCAGGAGCACAAGCUAUGAAUGGGCCACAGAGCAGCAUUUUUGGAAAGAGAAACACAAACAUCCUUUUCAGAAUUCAUGGGAAGAUGCUAAGGCUGACAACCUGGCCUUCUUAAAAGAGGUAUAGGACCUCGCCCAGGAAGUUUAUGAAAUGAUGGACAAGGCGAGAAACUUACAAAAACUUUGGGUAGAAAAAUCCAAGACUCCAGAUUCUUCUUAUGGUUUCAGUUUUUUAACAAUGGAUCUCAGUAAGACUGAGGAGAUGAUCGCUAAGCUGGAGAGUCUUCACUGGCAGCCCCCAGUCUGGGAUUUUCUACUUUUACUGCCGAGACUCUAUGCAAACAAUGUCCGUGUUGAAGACAGCCUCCUCGGGGGAGGACACCUACUCAACUGGGCUCUGAGUUCCUUCUCAGCUCUGGAACAUUUAGACUGGCUGCCAGUCAGCCACACCUUUUCCAGGGUCUCUGCAAUGGUGCUGGAUGUGGCCAUUUCGACGCUGGUAUUUCUGCAGGAGAACGGAGCAGCGGCCAGGGAGUCAGGAUACAGCCUGUCCUUGAAGGAGCUGGUGUGGGACCCACAGAAGGUUCAGGCUGACCUGAAAUCCCUAUUCGGUUUUGAUGACCUUCACGCAGAACGAAUCCUGAAUUAUUCCGCUGUUUUCCAUGUUAUCCCUGCCUCAAAGGCAAUUCCCACAGACAGUUCACUGGGGCGGAUGCUGUGUUCAGCCUUGUCCGGCUGCCAUGAGGAUGAAGAGGAACGGGUUGGGGGGGGGGGUCACCCUGCAGACUGCGACCCCAGGUGGUCAGCGGCCAGAAACUACCUGCUCUGCGCCACCAGCCAGCUGCACCUCUGCAAACAGGAAGAAGAUAAACAUGAAACAGUUAAUACUGAAAAUGAAAUGAACUACGAAAAGGUGAACGUCAAUAUGUUUAGUGCUCAGGUAUUUCAUACACUUGAGAAAGCCCAACCGUUCCUCAAACAGACAUACCCCUGGAAAGACUUCAUGGGGUUCAUACGGAAGACUUGCCAGGUGGCUCGAUAUGUGAAUAAGCAGGAAAGUUUCCAGAACAAUCUUCUUGUUUUCUCUGAGGAAUCUCCUUGUCAUGAAGAAAACAUGGAUUGGAAAAUCAUUGGUGAUAAUUAUUUCGCAUUUUUGAAUAACUUGAUCAAGACUCCAGCAGCUUCCAUAUCUAGGGUCUUACAUCUCACAAAGGCACUUCUAAUGAUGGAAAAGAAGUUGCAGACCCUUGAGGAUGAGCAGAACUUCCUUUUAUCUCUUACGGGAUUUUGGGAGAAAUUAUUAUUGCCCAAUCCUUUCGGCUCAUCCAGUAUUCCCAAAUUCCAUAACCUCUCACCUCUCCCUGAGACGAUUCUAAAUACAAGUCAUUUGUGGAUAAAUCAUUUAGCGAGUUUAGAGAGAGACACACCUGGUAUUGAUACUCAGAAACUUCUGGAAUUUGGCAAAGAAAUGAUUGAAAAGGUAUAAGCUCUUGAAAGUCUCUGGAUAAGGAAGGAAUCAAGAAAUAUCUUGAGAUUUAUGGAAUUAAUACUUUUUGGAAUGAAUCCCAAGAUCCUGGCAUUGUGGACGCAUGGCGCUUCAAAAGGAGAAAGAGCUAAACUGGGAAUCUUGUCUACACUUGUAAAUUUUUCUGAUCCAUAAAAUGAGAGGAUUCAUAGUAAAAGCUUUAACUUUUCCCAGUUGUUCCAUUCAGAUUGGCCUCAGUCGCCAGCCAGGAAAAUGGAUUUUGUUCAUUUAAGUGAAGUGAUAAUAAAUAAUCUCUAUGAAUUAGGAUUUCUGAGGCAGGAACAAGUCACAGAAGCUGUAGGCACAGUCUAUGCUAUGAGGAAUACAUCCGACCUUUUCUCAGCCCUUUCUGAACCUCAAAAACAAGACAUUGAUAAAAUUUUGAUUCAUGUCUACCUAAGUGUCUUCCAGGUCAAAGAUUCAGCUUUACUUCUCUAGAUUUACUCUUCAUUUUACCAAUAUAUUUAUAAAUUCUUGAGCAUUCAGAGGAGAGGGUCUUUGCUGUCUUUCCUUACACAAAUCUCAAAACACAUUUUGGAUAUCAUAAAGCAACAUUUCCAAAACAUCACCCCAGCAUUUGCAUUUUUAUAUGAGACAACAGGGUUUCUUAGGGGAAUUUCGGAAGUAUCUUACUGUCAACAGUUGCUGUCAAUUUUUAACUUUUUGGAGCUUCAAGUCCAAUCCCUGUUGUCUACAGAGGGUCCCGCAGUGGAAGUGAUCCACGCUACUUUUUCUUUAUUUCAGUAUGUGAGCCAACUCAUCAAUGGCUCAGCAGAAGCCCUGCUAGGUAGUGAAUGCUUUGUUCUGGAUAAUAAAAGCGUUUCUUCCAUGAAUUUUUCAAUAGAUGAGGGGUCUUCAUCUAUUCUCCCGUGGGCACAAAUCCUUUCAAACCUCUCAGCAAACGGCAGUGAGUUCCAUGAAUUUACGGCCGUUCACUGUACCAUUUCAUGGCUGCAAAUGUGGGCCCAAAUCUGUGGACGCCUGGCUCAAAUAUUUCAGCUGGACACGAAUGUUUUCACUCCUCUUCGUGUUGGUCUCACUCAGAUUUUGUCUGCACUGGAAAGUGAUGUGAAAAUUCCCCAAAGCUGCCAGGGAAUAUUUCCAGAUGUGGAAAACAAAAUGAGCUCUACUUUGAAGCUUGUUAUUUGGAUGUUGAAUAGAAUGAUGGGACCUUAUUGUUCAUGGAAUAUGUCAAAAAUAAAUUGUGUGAACGUUUACUUAAAAAAUGUGGCUGACUUUCUAAACGUUAUACUUAAUGCAGUCUUUGAAAAAGAAAAGGUACCAAAACCUGAGAUUUUAUUAACUCUUUUAAAUGAUUCCACAAACCAAGUAAGGAUGAUUAUCAACAACUUAACAAGGGACGUUGAUUCUGCGCCUCAAUCCAACUGGAAACAUUUUACUGAAUUAAUUCUAAAACCCAUAGAAAUGUCAGAUGAAAUGCCUUGUCAGUUUCAAAGUAUUUGGCUGCAUUUAGUAGCUCUGGGGAAGGAAAUUCAAAAACUUGUGAAAGAUAUUUCCCCUAACAUCCUGGAAAAGAACACCUCUUCUAAAACUGAAAAAAAAUUAAACAUAUUUGCUACCAGUCCAAAGGAAAAUAAUAUACACAGCUUAGGCUGUUCAUUUUAUCAGUUAGCUAGUUACCUUGCCUUCAAUUUAUCUCAUGAUCUCCAAAAUUCACCCCAGAUAAUUUCUCAUGGAUUAAUGAAAGGUGGUCUCAAUAUUGAAUUCAUGAGAGAGGCAUUCAACGCCCUGAUGUCCUCAGUUUAUCACGAUAUUCCACAAGAGCCAGGUACUAUUCAAGUUUUAAAGAAGGUAACUUCUCUCCUGUGCACGGUCAAGAAAACAGACAUACACCUGCUAGUAGACAAGCUGGAACAGAUAAGUGAAAGCCUGAUGGAUUUCUUUAAGAAUGUCAGUAGGUUAGGUACUGGCAGUUUGGGGGUCAGCUUCUUUGUUGACUUGAUGGAAAAACUUGUCGACAGCUCACGUUCUUGGAGUGUUAACCACCUACUGAGGUUCUCACGCCUGCUUCCUAAAGAGGACGCCGAUGCCUCCAUCGACGUGUACUAUGUGCUCCCUCGUGCCAUGAGGCUCCUGCAGGGCGUGGGUGACAAAAACAUCAUGGAGGCCCUCAGGGACGUCUGUAACUUCAUGCUCCUGCAUGGCAUAAGCCUUUCAGACGUCACCAAGGAAGACUUCACUAUUGUGAUUAAAACUCUUUUGGACACAAUUGAAUUAAUAUCAGAUCAACCAGGCAUCCUUUCAGAGGCUUUAACUUGUCUUCCUGUGUUUUGGUGCUGGAAUCACACAACUUCUGGAUUUCAGCAGAAUCCAAGGUCAGGAGCCUGUGAUGCCCACAAGCUCACCUCUCCUUCCUUUUACAGCAAAGUGGCCAGUAUCCUUGACCACCUCCACCCCCCAGGUGAAGACUCACAAUGUUGGAAUGAAAGCUCACAGGUGGAAAUAACUAGGAAAGUAGCCUGUGUAAUUCAUGAAUUAAUGGAUUGGAAUUCCAUUCUUCUAGAGCUGUCCAAAGUCUUCCAUGUUAAAACUUUGCUUUUGAAAACUGUGCAAGAAUUUUGUCAUAAGGUGUUACCAUUUGUCCCAUUUUCUGGAAAUUAGAAUAGCAGCAUCUCUGAACUUUGUCCCAGCUGUUCCAUAAAAGCAGAUUGCUUUGCAAAUCAUAGAAAAAUUUAAAAAAAAGGCAACUUUACAAAAGCCACAUCAGAUGAAAACCUCCUUGAUAAACUAGCUAGUUUAAACAAGAUCCUUAAUAUUGAUGAAGGAACAGAAUCAUCUGUUAGAAAUAUUUCCUUACAUUUGGAAAGGAUAAUAAACUUGCUUUCUAGGGAUGAGAGCCUAGAAAAUAGUGCUAAUUCUGUAGUCUCUCUAUUCAUGACACUUCUGAGAAAUGGUGGUAGUUUAGAAGCACUAUCACGUUUUAUUAAAAAAAGUGAAACAACUUACAACUUUGAAGACCUAUGGCUUGAGUUUGAACAAAUCAUGAAAUAUCUAACCCAUAACUUUAGUAUCAGAUCCCUUUCUGAAAUUAACAAAGAAAUACAAAUUACUAAUUCAGUGGCUCUUCAAAACCUAACUUUGCCACUUGCCCAUUUUUCCGAAAGCCUGGAUUCAUCAUCCUUGAAGACAUUAGAAAUCAUUGAAGAUUUUUUAUUGAUCAUAAAAAACUGGUUUCAUAAAUAUGCAAAUGAAGAUUACUCCAAAAUGAUACAAACAUUAUUUCUUCUUACAGCUAACGAGAGUUCAACUGAUGAUAUAGCUUUGUUGGCUAAAGAUAUUGCUACCAUUUUGGGUAAUCUCUAAAAUGUUUCUAGAGAAGAUAAUUUUGAUGUUGCCCUACUUCUUCGUCUGCUAAACCAAGAACAGCUAAUUGAUUUCUCAGUUGUUCAGCUGCUUUUUGAAAGCUUCCUAAUUAAUUCAAUCAACAACUUAGCUGAGAAUGCUCAAGAAGCAGCCUUGAAUUUAAGUGAUACCAACCUUCAAAUAAUGAAUUUCAUUAACCUUGCCUUGAACCAUACACAGUCAGAAAAUGGUGAGAGAAUCAUUCUCCCUCCAAGAAGCAUAGUGGAUUUCUUGGAACAGCUUUUGAAAACAUUCUUCCCCUUUUUACUAAAGGAAAAUUCUGGGGACAAAAUAUCUCUUCUGCUGAAAGACUUCCACAAAGAUGUCAUUGCAGAGAUGAGUUUUGUCCCAAAGGAUAAAAUUCUAGAAAAUUUGAAACGGGAUCAUUUUCUUAUCUCCAUGAAAGAGGACAGAUUGGUGAACAUUUUUUCAUCUUUAAAGGAAGCUGUGUAUCACCUAAUCAAAAGCUCAUUUAUGUUAGACGGUGGAGAAUUUUAUUUUGAUAAUCCUCGAGUACUGCAGUUAAUGGGAGAUUUAUUCCACACUCUUCUAAGGGAAACCUAUAAAAAUGAGACUGAAAAUAAUCUGGAGUUUCUUACAGUGGUGAAUCACUUGCUUUCCCAUAUGAACAGUUCUGAGGACCUUUUCAAACUCAAUCAAGAUCUCAGGUCUGCUGUUCACCUCGUGAGAGAAACGUCAAUAGAGAUAGCACGUCUCAUGGACACUCUUUUAAACUCUCUUAUUAAGGACUUACGUGCCCUGUACCCUGCCCUCCAAGAAGUUAUACUCACUAAUCUAACCGAUUUUCUUUCCUUUAUAAAUAGUUCAUCCCUCCCCCCCACCCCCCCACCAAGAAACAGAGCGACGUUAGAAAUUACCAAGUGCUUACUUGGUGUUAUAUCAAGGGCAAGAGUGGGUGGAGAGAGUCGUGCCCUGGACCCCCUCUUGACCAUGCUGGUGGACGAUGGAGCCGAAAUGAGAGGUCUCACCACCUCCGUCACCUCCACCGUGGACCUUCUUAAGCUGGCCGAGAAAACUUCAAGAGAGGUGGCUGCCAUGUUUGAAAUGCCUUUUGUCUUCACAGCCAAUGACACCAUGAUAUUCUUGGACACCAAUGACACCAUGAAAUUCUUGGACACCCUUUAUUCCAUUUUGCAACAAAGUGUUCGAGAUGUUGCCAAUGAAAUGAUUACUUUGUAAAAAGCAGAUCAUUUAAUAUUUGAAAAUAUAGAUGACUUGUUGACGCCAUUUCUUGACUUGGCCUUUGGGAUGAUUGGAGUCAAACCUGCUGUUUCCCAAGACUCUGAUAUUUUCAAUAUGUCAUCUAGCAUAUUCACAUAUGUGAACCAGUCCAAAGAUAUUUAUGAUAUUAGGGAAGAAAUAGCUGAAUUUUUAACUUCUGUGAAAAUCAAUUUGGGAGACAUGGAAUGUCUCGUGGCAGCAUUUAAUAAUGGGACCCAAAUAUUUUCUGUGGAUUCUGUCAACUUAUGGGAAGAGAUCCUGGAUUACUUAGUUCCUAUAAAUAACACCAUCAAUCACAAAGACUUUUUAUAUUCUAAUCCAAUUUCCACUCAUAAUUUGCCUCAAGAUACAAAAGGGGAAAGAACUCGUGAAGUGAUCCUGUUUUUGCAUGAAAUACCAUCACGAAAGAGCAUGGAACUAGGGACUUACUUGAGAAAGGUGAUCGACCUCACCUUAGAAGCGCUUUGGCAUAAGUUAGGGAAGGACAACAAGGAUGUUCUUAGUCUGUUGCUGACAUUGGCUCCACAUCCAAAUGACCUUUUGAAAACCGUAACAGCAGUUGGAAAGGCCUCCAGUGGGUUGAAAAGUGACAACAGAGGUGAUUUGAGUAAAGCUUUGCUUUUCAGCACUUCUUUGAUUCAGGACGUGACUCACCAACAACUCAGAGAAGCAGUCCAGAGCGUGCUAAGUAGACUAGCUCUCGUGAGUCAAGAGCUUCUCCUCAACAGCUCUCAGAAGACACACUCCUUGAGCACUUUGUUUCAGCACAUUUUUGAAAUUUUUAUUAAUGCAACCCCUGGAGAGAAUAGCAGAUCAAGAAAAGAUGAGAAGACCAAGGAAGAGCUGGUUGACUUUCCUGACGAGCUGGAAAAGAUAGGGACCUCUCCCCAUCAGCUGAGUUGUGAAGGUCUUAUCAGGAAUCUGUCCAGCGCCUUGGAAAGCUUCAGGAGCAGCUUGGAAGAUGCCAGCGAGCAGGACUGUGAAUGCCAGCCCGGACCGGCCUCCAUGCUGCACACGCACACAUAUGUGUUGGCCCAAAGCCUCUAGAAGACUUUGUUGUCUGGGAAUCCCAUUAUGACUUUUCUUAGCAAUUUCACAGUAACUGGGGACGUAAAAGUAAAAGAGUUGGUGCAGAACAACACCAAGUUAACUGAAGAGCUUCGAUCUUCUCUCCACAUCUCGGAUGAAACUAUCAGCAGCAUUUGAGAAGCAAACGUUUCCCACUCAGAGCUACAGUUUGUUCUCUCCAGUGCCCCGACGGUGGCUUUGUCUCGAAGGCGUGAUGGGGACGUUCUUUGUCUGCUGCUCAAGUUCCCUGAGGAUGGAAAGUCUGGGUCUGCAGCGAGGGAGCUGUGCCGCCUGCCCGGGGCCCGAGUGUUUUCCCUGAUUGUGCUGAUGGGUCGGAACCUGGACCUGCGGAAUUUCGUAUACAAAACUCUGCUCCCUGCGGAAGCCAGUGGCCUGCUCAGCUCCCUGCUGGACGUCGGGUCCAGCCUCGGCCACCUGCUCCCCGGAGCCGGCUGCGUCCUCGAACACCUUCCCAAAUUCCUCCGAGCAUCAGCCUUUGGUCCUUUCCAGUCUGUGAUGAAGGUGGUUUGCAAGGACCAAGCCUCUUUCUUUAGGAACUCUGACAUCUUUCUUCACUUGCCUAGAGUUAAUGAAUUUUUAGGAGACGACAAGGAAAAAUUCAACAUUCCUGAAGAUUCAACACCCUUUUGCUUGAAGCUUUAUCAGGGAAUACUACAGUCUCCAAAUGGUGCUUUGGUGUGGUCCUUCCUAAAACCUGUAUUACAUGGAAGAAUACUGUACACACCAAACACUCCAGAGAUUAAUAAGGUCAUUAGAAAGGCAAAUCGUACUUUUGAUUUUGUGGACAAGCUGAAGACUUUAUCUGAAACACUGCUGAGCUUGUCCAGUGUUUUUCAGAGCAGCAGAAAUGGUCAGAUGCUCCGUCAACUGCAGGAAGCCCUGGAAAACAAAUUUAUAAGAAGCUUUGUAGAAAGCCAGCUGCACAUUGAUGUAGACAAAUGGACGGAAAAGCUCCAGACACUCGGAGGGAAGCUGGGCCAGAUGCUGAACCGCAUGGGCACUGGACGCCUCCGCUCCCUGGGCUGCAUCCUGGCCAACCUGACCUUCUGUGUCCUACUGACCCUCUUCCAGGGCCUGACCUGCCUGGAGGCGACCUCACAGGCCCUCAUGCGGAAGAACAGCUUCUUGGCCAGUAUCAUUUUUAACAGUUCCUCAGCAGGUAAGAACCUCAGCUCAGAAUCUCUCCAGCUGCCACCCCAGGUUACGUACAGCAUCCGGACCAGCAUUUUGUACAGCUUGAGGACGGAUCUGGUGAAAAACCCUUUCUGGAAGUUCCACCCUCAGAGCCUCCCAGCCGAUGGGUUCAAGUAUAACUACAUCUUUGUCCCAUUGCAAGACAUGAUCGAAAGAGCUAUCAUCUCAGUGCAGACGGGGCAGGAGGCCCUGAACCCGGCCGUGCAGGUGCAGGCCAUCCCGUACCCGUGUCACACCAGCCACCUGUUCUUGAACAGCGUCGGCUCCUUCUUCCCGCUGAUAGCGAUGCUCACGUGGAUGGUGUCCGUGGCCAGCGUGGUCCGCAGGCUGCUUUACGAGCGGGAGAUCCAGCUGGAGGAGUAUGUGAAGAUGAUGGGCCUGCCCCCCGCCGUCCACUUGCUGGCCCGGCUCCCGGAGCACGGGGCCAAGCUGCCGGUGAGCCGUGCCGCCCUGGCCCUCAUCCUUGGGGUCAGUGGCGUCUUCACCUCCAGCAGCACCUGGAUGGUCCUCUUCCUCCUGGACUCCGGGGUGUCGGUGGUCACACUGAGCUACCUCCUGAGCGCAUCCUUCGGCCGGGCGAGCUCGGCCGCCCUGUGCAGCAGCCUGCCCUGUGCGGCCAGCUUCCUGCCCUACAUCGUGCCGGCCUGCAGGCCUCCCUCGUCGGUGCGUUGUUUUGUGAAACUGCAGAGCAAGGCUGCUGUGUACCCCGCAGCACGUUUCAGUGCAUCACUGUCAGUUUUUCUCUUCUGCCCCUCCAUCUGCAAGCAGUACCUCCUCUCCACAACUGCCUUCGGACAAGGAGUACUUUUGGUUACAUUCCUGGAAGGGCAAGAGGCAGGGCUUCAGUGGGAUAAUAGGUACCAGUCUGUGGAACUAGUGGGCAUGACACUUGGCUGGGUUUGCUGGAUGAUUUUCUUUGAUUCAGGCCUUUACUUCUUAUGUGGAUGGUACUUGAACAACUUGAUUCCUGGCUCAUCCCUGCAAAAUGGGGAAGGAGAGCUGGAAGGAGGCCCCCCAGGUGUUGUCCUGCUUUCUGUGACCAAGGAGCAUGAUCACCACCAGGUGGAGGUCCGGGACCUGACCCUGACCUUCCACAGGUACCAGAUCACUGCCCUGCUGGGGACCAACGGUGCUGGGAAGACCAUGUACAUCUUUACUGAGGGGGCUCUACCGCUCCUGCCAUCCGGAGCCAUUGCAGUCAAUGGCAGGAACGUGCAGACGGAGGCACCCUCGGUCAGGGCAGAGCUGGGCACGUGUCCGCAGCGCCACGUCCUGUUUGCCCCCCUCCCGGUGCUCGACCACCUGCUGCUAUUCCCCUCCCUGAAGGCACCGGGGACCCAUCAGGAGCUGCGUGGGCAUGUCCGUAGUUCACAUUGUUGGCCGUGGGAGCACCUGAAAAACAAGGGCAAGAACAGCUCCGAAUGUAAGUUGAGGUUCACCCUGCAGGAAAUGCACGGGGACGCUAACCAACCAUCAGGUGGGCAGACCGACAACCAGACCCGAGAAGCUCUCCUGGGCUCCUUCUGGGACGUGGGGCUGCCACGGCACCAGCCCCAACACGCCCGCGCCCUCUCAGGGGGCGCGUGGAGGAAGCUGUCCCUCGGCAUCGCCUUCCUCGAGGCGUCGAGGACCGUGGUCGGGGUGGACCCGUGUUCCUGCCGUGGCGUCUGGGACGUGCUCCUCGAAUACCAAGAAAGCCGGACUGUCAUCUUCACCACCCACCACCCUUCUGUUCUGGAGGGGGACCCGAAGGACACAGCUUGUGCCAUGUCUCCGAUGCAGACCUACAUCCCACAGGCAUCCCUCCGAGGCAGCAGCUGGGGCGAGCUGAGCUACACGAUCCCUGAGGAUGCAGACAAAGCCUGCUUCACAGGGCUUUUCCAGGCCCUGGACCAGAAGCUUCACCACCUGUACCUGACGGGCUGUGGGAUCUCAGACACCAGCUUAGAAGAGAAAACCGUCUGCCAGAAUGAAAAUGGGAUUGAAAUAGACUUGGGCGGGUUAAUGCUGGUGCCAGAAAGCAGCAGCUUCCGCUGGGGACUCAGGAAGUGGGGUAAGUGUGUGGAGACGGAGUUCGCGCCAGCGGUAGCCGCUGCCUCAGACUUAACGACAGGACAUCUUGGGGAAACCUUUGUGGGCCUGUCGGUCUUCAGGAAGCUGAAGACAGACGUGCCGUCGAGGGCACCCUCCUCCACACUCACCUCCUGGCCAGAGCGGAGGGGGAUUGAGCCGGGCAUCCUGAACCGACGGCACGCCUGCUGGGCCCCCCUGGUGCGGGGCGGUGCCCUGCUCUGGGCACAGACGGCCGCCCUCCUGCUGAAGCGGCUCCACCACUUGGGUCGGGCCUGGAAGGGCACCACCUCUGACCUGCUGCUGCCCGUGCUCUUCGUGGCCUUGGCGAUGGGCUUGCUCAUGGUGAGGCCUUUGGCCGUCGGCUGCCCUCCCCUCAAACUGACACCUGGCCAUUAUGACAUGGCCAAAACCUACUUUUUCAGCAGUGAGAACGGUGACGUGGAGCUCCGCCGCGUGCUUUUGUGGAAGUUUGGGGAUCAGGACCUGCUCUGUGCUGACUUACACUCAGACCUGGGGAAUUCUUCCUGCUGGUGCAUGGACCCCUUCUCUCACCCAGAAGUCCAGGAGUCCUGCGGCUGCCUGAAGUGCCCCAGUGGAAGCACCAGGGCUCCCCACCUGACCGUCCGCCUGGGCCACAGGCUGCUCAACCUCUCCGGCCCCCCGGAGUAUUUGCUGGCGCUGGAGGAAAAACCAAGGCUUGGAGGGUGGUCUUUUGGAGUGAGAAUCCCUGAUUAAGUUCAAGACGCACAUUCAAAUAUAUCAAAACCCAGAACUUUGGCAAAGGUUUGGGUGUUGUACAAUCAGAAGGGCUUUCAUUCCCUGCCAUCCUACCUGGGUCAUCUCAACAACCUUAUUCUGUGGAGGCUCUUCCCCCCUGUGGCAGACUGCAGGCAGUACGGAAUCACGCUCUAUAGCCACCCAUUUGGAGGAGCCUUGCUGAACGAGGACAAGUUCCUGGAGAGCUUCCGCCAGUGCGGCAUCACCCUGUGCAUUGGAUUCUCCAUCCUGUUCGCGUCCAUCAGCAGCUGUGUGCGGGACAGGGUGACUGGGGCCACAAGGCUGCAGCACAUGAGCGGCCUGGGCUACAGGACCUACUGGCUCAUCUUCCUGUGUGACAUGCUCUUUUACUCGGUUUCUGUCUGCCUGUGUGUCGCUGUGCUCCUCGCCUUCCAGUUAAUGGCUUUCACUUUCCGGGAGAACCUGGCAGCCACAGCCCUCCUGCUGGCACUUUUUGAAUGCGCAACUGUUCCAUGGAUGUAUUUCAUCUCCUGAAUCUUCUUCAGUUCGGACGUGGCUUUCAUCUGCUACAUCUCCCUGAACUUCCUCCUCGGCCUCUGCACCAUGCUGAUGACCGUCACGCCCUGGCUGUUGGCCUUUGUCUCCAAGGCUCAGAAUUUGCAGAACAUCUGCGACGUCCUCAAGUGGGUCUUCACUAUUUUCCCUCAAUUCUGCCUGGGUCAAGGGCUGACAGAACUCUGUUACAAUCAGAUCAGAUACAACCUGACCCACAACUUCGGCAUCGAUUUGUACAUGAGCCUCUUUGAGAUGAGCUUCCUGGGCUGGAUCUUUGUGCAGCUGGCGGUACAAGGGAUGGUCCUUCUCCUCCUGAGGGCCCUGCUGCAUGGGGACCUCUGGCAGUGGCCCAGGGGUCACUCUGCCAUUCGAGGCACAGUCACAUCUUCCAAGGACGUAGAUGUUGAAAAAGAGCAAGUGAGGGUGUUGGAAGGCAGAACUAGUAGAGACAUUCUCAUGUUGUACAACCUUAGUAAGAGUUACAGAGGCUUCUUCAAGAGGGCUUACUCAGGGGAGAGGGAACCAGGAAGCCAGCUUAGGUCAGGAGACAUCGGGAAACAAGUGUUCUGGAAGGAGAUCAGGAAGAAUGAAAACGUCUCAGCUUCCACCACAGAAUCCCCAGCUAAGGAUAUCCAAAGGUUCAAGUGCUUUCGGCUUCUACAGGUGAACGGAGCUGGGAAAAGCACCACAUUCAAAAUGCUGACCAGGGACCUGCCUCCGAGCUCGGGACACACCAUCCUUAGGACUCCCAUGGGAGAGGAUGUGGAUCUGGCUCUUGCUGGCACAGUCGGCAUCCACGUUGGCUACUGUCCACAGCAGGACGCCCUGGAUGAGCUCCUGCCCGGCUGGGAACACCUUUGUUAUUACUGCAGCCUGCGUGGGAUUCCAAAGCAGUGCAUCCCCAAAGUGGCCGGGGACCUCGUGAGGCUCCUCUACUUGGAAGCCCACGUGGACAAACGUGGGGGGACCAAGAGGAAGCUGUCCACAGCCCUGGCCCUGCUGGGGAAACCCGACCUUCUCUUACUGGACGAACCCAGCUCGGAGAUGGAUCCCUGCUCGAAGUGGCACCUGUGGGAGGCGGUGACGAAUGAGGCACAGGAGGGCUGUGCCGUGGUCCUGAGCUCCCACAGCAUGGAGGAGUGUGGGGCCGUGUGCCCGAGACUUGCCAUCAUGGUCCAUGACAGCUUCCAGUGUCUGGGUUCCCCACAGCACAUCAAAAACAGGUUUGGUGAUAGUUAUACAGUCAAGGUUUGGCUCUGCAACGAAGCAAAUCAACACAACGCUGUUUCCGGCUGCUUGAAGCUCUCGUUUCCAGGAAUCCAGUUUAAGGGGCAGCACCUUAAUUUAUUGGAAUACCAUGUGCCAAAAAGAUGGGCGUGCUUAGCGUUCAGAGUUCUGGAGGACAAUAAAAACUUCCUGAGUAUCAAAUAUUACUCCAUCAAGCACACCCCUCUGGAGCAGGUAUUUGUUAAUUUUGCGACUGAGCAGCAACAAACCGCACCACCUUCUGAUCCGUCCACCGGUCGUGAGCACCCACAGAACCUGCCUGUCUAA
Molecule: messenger RNA, 13512 nt
Organism: Aethalodelphis obliquidens (Pacific white-sided dolphin)
Lineage: Eukaryota; Metazoa; Chordata; Mammalia; Artiodactyla; Delphinidae
Gene: ABCA13
Product: ATP binding cassette subfamily A member 13
Biological process (GO): transmembrane transport; lipid transport
Cellular component (GO): membrane; intracellular membrane-bounded organelle
Molecular function (GO): lipid carrier activity; ABC-type transporter activity; ATP hydrolysis activity
Source: RefSeq, a predicted model, not a curated record